AUGGCGGGAUGCCUGUGGCCAUGUGCGACACCGGAGGUUGCUGGGGUUGGGGCCGGGCACAAGAAAGGUGGCUUGUUCCGCACCAAGCCUAGAACUCCUCCGGAGGUGGUGCAGUACGUUGCCGAGCUACUCACCUACAUCCUCAACCACAAAGAAGGUUUCAGCGGCGGCAAGCGCGACUCCAAGCUUGAGCACAAGACGAUAGAACUGAGCAAAAGUAUCAAGGAGAUGAAAGCCAUUCUCUACGGUAAUGGUGAAGAAGAUCCUUGCGAUGAAGCUUGCAAGCAAUUGACUAAGGAGUUUUUCAAGAAGAACAAUGACAUCUUUCGUCAUAUAAUUAUUUUCCUUCCACACUUGGACUUGGAAACACAAAAGGAUGUUACUCAAGUAAUUGCAAAUUUGCAAAGGCAAAGGGUUGAUUCAAGAUUGGUUGCCUCUGAGUACUUGGAAGCUAACUCGGAUCUUCUAGAUAUUUUGAUGUCUCGGUACAAUAAUGUGGACAUUGCAAUACAUUAUAGUACUCUCUUAAGAGAUUGCAUACGCCACCAAGUUGCGGCAAGGUACGUUUUGGAAUCUAAGCAUUUCAGGAGUUUCUUUGAUUAUAUACAGUUUCCAGACUUUAAUGUGCAAUCAGAUGUCUUUAAAACUUUUAAAGAACUCAUAACACGGCACAAAUCAACUGUUGCAGAUUUCUUUUCCAAGAAUUAUGAUUGGUUCUUUGCGGAAUUCAACUCGAAAUUGAUAUUACCUGCUUCCAACUAUAUAAUCCGAAGGCAAGCUAUUCAGCUCUUGCGAGACAUUCUUCUAGAAAGGUCAAAUGCAGCAGUAAUGGUGCGCUAUGUUAGUUCAAAAGAGAACCUCAUGAUUCUAAUGAACCUUCUAAGAGAUCAAAGCAAAGCUAUUCAAGUAGAGGCUUUCCAUGUCUUCAAGUUGUUCGUCCUCAACAAGGAAAAGCCACCUGAGAUCUCCGCUAUACUGCACACUAACAGAAACAAGCUCCUGAGGUUCUUGAAAGACUUCACUGUUGACAAAGAGGAUAAGAAGUUCGAGGCCGAUAAAGGCAGGGUCAUCUCAGAUAUCCUAACGCUGGCAUUGAAAAGCAGAUAG
This is a messenger RNA of Setaria italica (foxtail millet), 1107 nucleotides long. Its product is annotated as putative MO25-like protein At5g47540. The record is from RefSeq and is a predicted model, not a curated record. The transcript has 11 exons. The coding region runs from base 1 to 1107 and encodes 368 amino acids. Gene Ontology annotation, biological process: intracellular signal transduction. NCBI's taxonomy places the organism in Eukaryota, Viridiplantae, Streptophyta, Magnoliopsida, Poales, Poaceae. Gene Ontology annotation, molecular function: protein serine/threonine kinase activator activity.